AUGGCCCUAUCUGAGUCGUAUCAGCUAUCAUCGUAUGGGCGAAGUCAGCCAUGUAACGCGGCUGUUGCGACCAGCGCCAUGCUGGUGGCUUUGAGCAUAUCUCAUUUCUCUGAUGAUGGGGCAUAUGUCGAAGAGACAAAGACGUACCUGAGGCGCUCUGGUGGUUCGGCUGCUGCCUUCAAUCUGACGCUUGGAUCCUGGCAGAACUUCGUCGCAAGCUUCAUCACGCUAGAGCUGUUGUGGUUCAGUCAGCUGACCUGUGCCAAGAGGAAGGACACACAAUGGCAGGCUCCUGAUCCUUCUUUUUGCAUCCCUAGCACGAUUCACAACAAGAGCGGAAACAGCCUUGGCGACGGCGGCAUUAGCCGUGAGAGCGGAUGCUGCUCCUCUACAUUAUUCUCCUGCGGCCUCCUCCUCACCACUCUCAAGUAA
Pseudocercospora fijiensis CIRAD86 is the source of this 432-nucleotide messenger RNA. RefSeq lists its product as uncharacterized. The transcript is spliced from 6 exons. The coding region runs from base 1 to 432 and encodes 143 amino acids. Lineage: Eukaryota; Fungi; Ascomycota; Dothideomycetes; Mycosphaerellales; Mycosphaerellaceae. The record is from RefSeq and is a predicted model, not a curated record.